CGUGUGAAAUUUGUUUGGCAGUUCCAAAUGAAAUUAAACAAUACAUUUUUUGAAAGUUAUAAAAAAUCAAUGUAAAAGUCAAGACAAUAUCGAAGACCUAAUCACAACAGUUACAUCUCAUCUACACUCAAACAACAUUCGGUGUCUUGAUUCCAGCCAUGGGAGAUAACAAAACCAACGAAACGGAAAAGGAAAAACUAAGCGACCAACAAAGCGAGUCCGGCAGCUCGCUGAAGCCGCUGCGUUCGGUGAGGCCGUCGGAGAACAUCGCCAUCUUGGACGAGCCGUCCCCGCCCAGCGAGGAGAAGGUGCAGAGGGUGCAAGAGCAGGUGCUCGAGCCCGCGGAUUCGGAGGCCAAAGUGGAGACCGUCUUCGAGAAGCCCCUGGAGUUGGUGCAGGAGACCAAGUCGGAAGUGGACCGGCUAGAGGCGGAUAUCAAAGUAGAGCCACCGUCCGACGACGUCAAAACCUCCGAAGAAGUUCCAAAAGACAAACCCCUGCCCACCAACCUAGAGAAGAAGUGCAGGUUGGGGUCCGCGACCAGCGGCCUAAUCCAGAGCGAACGCAUCAUCAGGAAUCAGAGCGACAUCUUCUCCUUGAAGGAACAGACCAGCAUCGCCUCCGCCAUCUUCUCAGUCAACGGAUCGCCCUCGAGGAAGGUGUUCAGACGGAGGGAGACGGCCGCGAGCAACGUGUUUCCCUUCGGCCAGGCGGCUAAUGGGGAACCGCCCCUGGAGAAGGUGACGGCGGCCAGGGAGAGGGUGAAAGAUGCGAAGGAGACUUACAACGAGUUGACCAGGCCUUCCGGCAGCGCCAGGAACCCCCUCACUGGCACGGGGCUCACGUCUAACGACGAGUACAAGUUUAAAGGGUCGAAAAGAAAAGAUGGUAAUCCUUUGCUAGGUGUAGGAUAUAGCCCCGAGGCGACGCCGUCCACGCACAGGAUUCCACCGGGUGGAUUUUCUCACAAGCUUUGGUGACCAAACACGUAAAAAGGCGGCCAGAAAUUCUUAGUACGGCAACAUAAAUUUUGUCCAAUUUCCUAUGUAGAAGUCAAAAAAUACAA
Molecule: messenger RNA, 1066 nt
Organism: Anoplophora glabripennis (Asian longhorned beetle)
Lineage: Eukaryota; Metazoa; Arthropoda; Insecta; Coleoptera; Cerambycidae
Exons: 4
Coding region: 159-980 (273 amino acids)
Source: RefSeq, a predicted model, not a curated record